Messenger RNA from Sinocyclocheilus anshuiensis, 935 nucleotides. Its product is annotated as protein CutA homolog. Gene Ontology annotation, biological process: response to metal ion. The record is from RefSeq and is a predicted model, not a curated record. Gene Ontology annotation, molecular function: copper ion binding. The transcript is spliced from 4 exons. NCBI's taxonomy places the organism in Eukaryota, Metazoa, Chordata, Actinopteri, Cypriniformes, Cyprinidae. Bases 230 to 586 code for a protein of 118 amino acids.
UCCGGAUAUGAGCGUCACUCAAUCAGCAUCAAGCGCAACAGCAGCCGCUCUGGGAAAUGCCCACAGAAUAUCCAAACUGUCCGACGGACUUUGAUGCGAGUGAGAUGAUCUUCCUAUAAAUUGCGUACAGUCGCCUUCACUUCACCGGCGAUGUAACUUCUAGUGCUGUGAAAUAAUUAUGUAAGAGAACAAACCGGAUUGCUUGUACCUGCGAUAUCCCAAGGACAUAAUGUUUUCGGCUGUCCCUCGAACGGGAUAUGUGGUCUUUUGCGUGAUUUUAGUCCUGACUUGUUCCCUGUACCCUGUGCUGAAGACACUGUGUGUUCAGAUCCACUCUGCUGUCACAGGAAGCUAUGUGGCUGGAUAUCACUCUGUGCUGCUUGUCAACUGUCCCACAGAACAAACUGCUAGAGACAUUGGCAGGAGCAUCAUGGAAAAAAGGCUGGCAGCAUGCGUGAAUAUAUUUCCUCGCACUACCACUAUAGCUGUGCAUCCCUAUGACAUUCCAGAAAUAAUCAGUUUUCCUAUUGAUGAUGGAAGCCAGCAUUACUUGAAGUGGAUGGAAGAUGCAGUCACUGAUAUCUGACACAUCAGUGUCUGCAAUCCAGUGGAGUGGGAACAUGAGCACAAAUUCUCAGGUUAAUGGGAACCCUGGCCCACACAAUGAAUGUCUGUUAAUAUAAAGAUCAGCGUAUAGAUUUACUGGAUGAAUGUGUGGAAAGGGAUUUGUCUGAUGUGUUUUUACCAGUACUAUUACAUUUAUGCAUAUAGCAGAUGCUUUUAUCCAAAGUGGCUUACAAUAGGGGAACAAAACCAGCAAUAUUUAUAGUAGACAAUGCCAGGGUUAUUAGAUAGCUAGAUUUGGAAGCAAGCAAGCAAAGCAGAAGACAAUUGCAGACAAGAAAAAUAUUUAUUUUAUAAUUUGUUUUUUAUAA